AUGGCGAACCAAUUCAUCGGCUUGCAUAUGCGGGUGGUGCUGAGGGAGCCCCCGGCGUACCACAUCACAGGGACAGUCAGGGACGUUGAGGCCGGCAGCUGCCUGACUUUGACGAACGUGUUUGUUUCUGGGACCAAGGAAUGGCACCCUCACAUGAGGAUUGAUGCCAGCAAUAUCGCAGAUCUCUCGGAGAUCAAGACGGAUGAUGGGCCGGCUAUUACUGUCCCGCCUCCCGCCGAGGCUGUCGCCACGCCUGUGUACUCGCAACCGCCUUCGCAACCCCCUUCGCAUCCGCCUUCGCAGCCCUCAUUUGUCGACCCAGCGAUUCUCAGCCUUGGACGACGGCCAACAUCUGGAACGCCAUCGGCGCCGGAUGCCAAAGCCAUCUCCGUUGACAGCGGGAUCGUUGAAAUGCAAGCCCCCUUGCCCGGUGCGGUGUCAUCUAUUCACUCUGCAGGCACUCCAGUGCGUCCCACUCCUCCUGAUUACGAUAUCACAAGUCCGCUGGGCAACCUCGUUCUUCAAAGCCCGGCACCUGAACCUGGGAACGGCCAAGCCCCUGAGUCGCAGGAAACUCCAUCUCAGAAGAAGAAGCGACGUUCACGGCAAUCGAAGCAAGGAAAGGGACAGCGUCCUGAAGAUGAUGGACGGCCAGUUGAAGGCUCGCCGCUUGUCCAGGGCGGUCGUGGCAAGGGUUGGAGACAGACACCGAUUCUACAGAGCACUGCUUCAUUCCAACCAUUCAAUUCUCUGAAGCGCAAUGGAAAGGGCCGCAAGGGGGGUCCCGACAACGGAUGGGCAUCGGAGGACGUCACAGAGGAGAUGGGCGAAUUUGACUUUGAGAACAACCUCGCCAAAUUUGACAAGCGCACCAUCUUUGACCAGAUGAGAAAAGAAGAUCAAGUGGAUGAUGCGAGCCGGCUGGUAUCGCAUAACCGCCGACCCAAGCCAGGGACCGCUGGAGGAAAGAACCUACACUAUACGGAGAACGUCCUGGACGUGCCAUCAGUCGCCGGCAAGAACGCAGACUUUUGGAACAGCGAAGCGGACGAUGGGUUAAAUGAGGCAGAAAGGCUGAUGGGCCGAGACUUGCGAAGCAGCCAGAGCAAUCGGAAAACUGAUACCAAGUCCGGGCCUUCUCGGCGAUCCCAGUCACGCAAAGCUAGUACCGUUGCCGUGCCUGGAGGUCUGCCACUUAGCCGAGUCAACUCUGGCGUACGUUCAAGUCAUAGACCUCGGUGGUCUCUUUCCAGACCGGAAUCACGCAGUACUGACAGCAGAAAGCAGCAAGGUCACCCACCCGGUCUAUACCUCGUCCCGUCGAACCGGCGACUCGAGACCGUCUCUGCACUGCAAAUGCUGAAUCUUGAGAACAUUGCCGCCAAUGAGGUUGGAUUGAGGGAAGAUCUCAUGGCAGAGAAUGCAGGUCGAGGAAUUGCUCAGGUAGCAUUUACAGCGCUGUCAGAACCGGCCAUCAAAGUUCGGUUCGGGCUUGCAGGCGCCAAUCCUUCGGCGAGUGCUGUCUUGACCAGUCCAGCGGUGGUUAUCUUGGCUGGCAACAACAGGUCCGGUGUCCGGGCCAUUGCUGCGGGUCGUCAUCUGCGGAACAAAAAUAUCAACGUACUGCUCUGCCUCGUGGGAAUCGAGCGAGAGCGAGAUCUACUUGAGGACCUACGGCAACAGAUCCAGCUAUAUCGGAACUUUGGGGGCAAGAUUCUAAACAAGACGGAACUCUUCGAGCAUCUAAGGAAGAGUUCGGCGACUGGGUCCCCCGUGUCGAUCUCGCUCAUUGUGGAUGCGUUGCUUGGUUUGACCAUUUCGUUUGAGGAAUUGCGAACCGCGGACCAGGCCACAGUGUAUGAGCUGAUGGAGUGGGCGAACCGUAACGAGGCAUUUGUUCUAGCGGUCGACGUCCCAACGGGCAUCGAUCCCACAUCAGGCAAGGUCGCCGUCAUUGACGGAGGACGUCUCUUUGUCAAGCCGCGAUAUGUGGUUGCCAUGGGAGCUCCUAAACGAGGACUGCUUGAAGCGGUCACGCCUCCGAACGACGAUGACCCCGAGGCCCUGAACCAUACAACUCAUGAGGACGAGUGGCGACUAUUUAUCGCAGAUAUUGGACUGGGAAGCGCAGUUUGGAGGAAGGCCGGUACCAAGAUCCGAAGGGGAAUCGACUUUGACGAGGAGUGGGUGCUGGAAAUGCGCUACCGAAACGGGCCUGAGGAAUCGGACGACGAGUAA
This is a messenger RNA of Ilyonectria robusta, 2238 nucleotides long. Its product is annotated as YjeF-related protein N-terminus-domain-containing protein. The record is from RefSeq and is a predicted model, not a curated record. Bases 1 to 2238 code for a protein of 745 amino acids. Gene Ontology annotation, molecular function: mRNA binding. Gene Ontology annotation, biological process: P-body assembly; deadenylation-independent decapping of nuclear-transcribed mRNA. Lineage: Eukaryota; Fungi; Ascomycota; Sordariomycetes; Hypocreales; Nectriaceae. The transcript is spliced from 2 exons. Gene Ontology annotation, cellular component: P-body.